CUCAUCACCAUGGACUCACCAUCAACCCAGACUCCCCAACCGUCUUCCUCUUUGACAAGAGGUGGUCACCCCUUGCUUUCCAGCGGCCCCCUCGGCACCAUACUGGGGCCUCAAGGAAAGCAUUACUUCUGCGGCUCAGUUGCAGCUUUAGCCAACAUCAUGGUGACCUUCCCCAUCCACAAGGUUCUCUUCAGGCAGCAACUGCACGGGGUGCUUGCGGUGGAGGCGGUGCGGCAGCUCCAGAGAGACGGACUCAGGAAUCUUUACAGGGGGCUGCUCCCCCCGUUGCUCCAGAAGACCACUACUGUGGCCAUCAUGUUUGGCUUGUACCAGGACUUCUCCCGCGUUCUUCUGGACCAGGCCGAGGGCAGCGGCGUGCCGGAGCUGGCUACGCGAAGCUUCGCCGCAGCGCUGGCCGGAACGGCGGAGGCCUUCCUUGCACCCUUCGAACGCGUGCAGACACUCCUUCAGGACCACCGACACCACGGACGUUUUAACAACACGGCCCACACCUUCAGGACUCUUCUGUCAGAAUACGGCGUCAGGGAGUGCUACCGCGGCCUGGUGCCCAUUUUGCUUCGUAACGGCCCCAGCAAUGUUCUCUUCUUCGGGCUGCGAGGACCCAUAAAGGAACGGCUCCCCGAAGCCACUACUCGGGCAGGUCACCUGGUUAACGAUUUUGUGUGCGGGGGCGUUCUGGGGGCGGCGCUAGGCAUCAUGUUCUAUCCGUUAAACGUCAUCAAGUCUCGGGCCCAGUCGCAGGUGGGCGGAGCUUUCCAGCCCUGCAGCCAAGUGCUGCUUACGGUGUGGCGGGAGCGAGGCGGGAGCGUGGCCCUGCUUUUUCGGGGUGCACAUCUCAACUACCACCGCUCACUCCUCUCUUGGGGAAUCAUCAACGCCACCUACGAGCUGCUGCUGAAGCUCGUAUGA
Nerophis lumbriciformis (worm pipefish) is the source of this 930-nucleotide messenger RNA. Lineage: Eukaryota; Metazoa; Chordata; Actinopteri; Syngnathiformes; Syngnathidae. The record is from RefSeq and is a predicted model, not a curated record.